Molecule: messenger RNA, 1857 nt
Organism: Drepanopeziza brunnea f. sp. 'multigermtubi' MB_m1
Lineage: Eukaryota; Fungi; Ascomycota; Leotiomycetes; Helotiales; Drepanopezizaceae
Biological process (GO): transmembrane transport
Molecular function (GO): transmembrane transporter activity
Source: RefSeq, a predicted model, not a curated record
AUGUCAGCGCCCGGGAUAUCAACAACGCGACACCAUGAGGUAGAAAACAUCGAUCGAGUCUGCAGAAAGGCCGGAUACAUGCCCAACAUGUUAGCCAUAUCUAAAUACCUCCCCUUCGCACCCUCCACGACGACGGCGCAGGCCUGCUCUUACAUGUUCGCCGUUUGCCUCUUCUCGAUAUCCUUCCUCGUCUUUCUCAAUAGCAGCGUUUCAUUCGUCAUUACCGACCUCUUAGGCGUCAAGGAUGGAGUCGGAGAUCUAGUUGGGACACUUGGGUUUGCGGAUGAGCUGGUGGCAUUGUUCGCAUGUCCGUUAUGGGGAAUUCUGUCAGACCGACUGGGUGUACGGAUAGUCUGUGUUGCGGGAUACACUAUCGUCGGGCUGGCCCUCUUCAUAUUCGUCCAGGCUCGCAAUGUAUACCCCCAGCUUCUGUUGGCAAGAAUCUUGUUCAGUGUGGGCGGAGCUGCUACGGCGACUAUGGUUACAGCGAUAUUACCAUCCAUGACCGGGGGAGGCCAAGAGAGCAAACCUUACAAUCCGGAUCAUAACACCGAUUCCGAGACGCUGUCAAAUGUUCGAAACAGCAUAUGUGCAUCUGUCAACUCCGAAGCUACUAUAACACCCGCAACUUACAACAAUAGACCGAAGCCUAGAAGCAAUGGGGCUGCUAAAAACCCGACCGAGAAGGCCUCAGCUAGUCCACCAAGGUUGGCAGGUCUAGUAGGUGUUUUUACGGGUUGCGGUGCAUUGGUGGCGCUGUCCAUAUUUCUACCGUUACCGGCCCAGUUCUCCCAUAGGAAAGGAAUCACACAAGGACAGGCAGUCGCAGAUAGUUUCUAUGUGGUUGGAUCAGUCUCGCUGGUGGUGGCUUGCCUGUGUUUCUUUGGACUCCGAGGGCUACAAGGGGAAGAAGGAAAGGGGUUGAAUUUAUUGCUUGGAAAAUCGCCAUCUUCGGAAUACGAGCCAUUGGCUACGGGGGAGGACCAAAGAACGACCAGAGCCCCAUUCCUCCCCUAUUGGCGGUUGCUCUUGGACUCUACAGUCCUAGGAUUUAAGGAUACUCAGAUAGGUCUCGGUUACCUCGGAGGGUUUGUUGCGCGAGCUUCCUCAGUGGGCAUCUCCCUCUUCAUCCCUCUAUAUGUCAAUGCCUUCUUUAUCCGAAAUGGGUUCUGUCAGGGCUCUCCUAACGAUCCAUCUCCCGAGCUCAAGAAAGAAUGCAGGGCAGCUUAUGUCUUGGCUGCCGAAUUGACAGGAGUGUCACAACUAGUUGCACUUCUCUGUGCGCCUUUAUUCGGAUAUUUUUCUGACAGGUAUCGCCGGUUCAAUGUGCCACUUCUAGUAGCAAGUGUCUUUGGCAUUAUCGGCUACACAGCAUUUGCGAACCUGGAUAGCCCCGAACCUGCAAAUGUGAAGGACCGAGGUGGAAGCCCUACAGUGUUCCUUAUUGUUUCUAUGAUUGGAAUCAGUCAGAUAGGGGCGAUUGUGUGCAGCCUUGGGCUACUCGGCCGAGGUGUUCUCGGAGAUGAAGGUGGCUACAAUCUAUCCCGCCAGCUUCCCGGUGCUCAAGGUUCGACGACUCCGCUCCCAAACGAUGCCGGUGAGACGGCGCCACUUGUUGGAUCGACGACCACAACUAAGCAUUCACGAUCCAGGAGCCAUUUGAAAGGUUCAAUAGCUGGUGUCUAUUCGCUAUCAGGCGGAGCCGCGAUUCUGCUUCUCACGAAGCUUGGAGGCUAUUUGUUUGAUAGUCUCUCGACAGGUGCUCCGUUCUACAUGAUGGCUGUAUUUAAUGGCAUUUUGCUCGUUGUAGGUAUCGGUGCUGGCGUCUAUCGGGAGCUUAGAACAAGGAAAGAUUGA